AUGAACUUCAGUGCGGAUAAUGCCAGGGAGCUGAGACACAGGCUGGAAGAUGCUGCCAUAAAGUGCUCUGAACGGUGCCUGUAUCACUCUGCCAAAUGGGCGGCAGAGAUGCUGGAUUCGCUGGUCCCAAUCGACGAGGAUGAAGGGACAGAUACAGAGCCAAAUUCGCCCAUGGACGUUUCUCCUGCUCUGCCGACCAACCCGUUCCUUGGACCUCAAGACCCCGAGGAAGCUGCCCUGGAAACAAAAGAAGCUUACAAGUACAUACUCGCAAAGUCCUAUUUUGAUACUCGGGAAUAUGACCGUUGCGCGGCCGUCUUUCUUCCUCCGUCUAUGUCCUCAAUUCCACUAGCACCCCGUGCUCCAUCAACAUCCAAAUCAAAGACACCCCUUCAGUCUCAAAAGGGCAAAGAACCGGCAACGAUCUUUGGUGGUAAAAAGAAGAGCAGCUCCUCGCCGCAAAAUCCCUUUCCAGUUCUAAGUCAGAAAUCCUUAUUCCUCGCACUAUAUGCGAAGUAUUUGGCUGGUGAGAAAAGAAAGGACGAGGAGACGGAGAUGGUGCUUGGGCCGGCAGAUGGAGGCAUGACCGUGAAUAAGGAACUGCCAGGGCUUGCCCAAGGGCUCGAAGGCUGGUUUGCCGACAGGCGGGAAAAGGGCCUAGAAGAUUCAGGACAGGGAUGGCUCGAAUAUCUCUACGGAGUCGUGCUUUUGAAAGCGAAAAACGAAGAAGAAGCCAAAAAAUGGCUAAUACGAAGCGUACACCUUUAUCCAUUCCACUGGGGCGCAUGGCAAGAGUUAAACGACUUGUUAGCCAGUACAGAUGACCUCAAGAGAGUAGUAGACGAAUUACCCCAAAACAUAAUGACUCUAGUGUUCCACCUAUAUUCUAGUCAGGAGCUCUAUCAGGCAACCGAGCAAACCCACCAGAUCCUUUCUGAGCUUGAAGGAGUCUUCCCGUCGAGCUCAUUCCUAAAGACUCAACGAGCCUUACUCUACUAUCACUCAAAAGAUUUUGAAGAAGCUUCCCAUCUUUUUUCUGAACUUUUAAUCAAUUCCCCUCACCGUCUGGAUUGUCUAGACCAUUAUUCAAACAUUUUAUAUGUCAUGGGCGCACGCCCACAACUUGCAUUCAUUGCUCAGCUAGCCACUGCAACAGAUAAAUUUCGCCCAGAAACCUGUUGUGUUGUGGGCAACUAUUAUUCCCUAAAAUCAGAACACGAGAAAGCAGUGAUGUACUUUCGGCGCGCGCUAACAUUAGACAGGAACUUUUUAUCCGCAUGGACGCUCAUGGGCCAUGAAUACAUUGAGAUGAAAAAUACCCACGCCGCAAUUGAGUCUUAUCGGCGAGCUGUUGAUGUUAAUCGCAAGGACUACCGUGCAUGGUAUGGUCUAGGUCAGGCUUAUGAGGUGCUGGACAUGUCUUUUUAUGCCCUUUUCUACUACCAGCGUGCUGCAGCCCUACGGCCAUAUGACCCCAAAAUGUGGCAGGCUGUGGGAUCCUGCUACGCCAAAAUGGGCCGUCUCGAACAAGGUAUCCAGGCGCUUAAGCGUGCGCUGGCUGCAGGGUCAUACUCUGACGGUGGAGGAAUGGGUUUGAACUCAUUUUCCAGCGCGGGAGGCGCUGGCGGUUUGAAUCCAAAAGGCGCUGGAAACGCCUCAAGAGUACUUGAUCCCGAGACACUUUACCAGAUUGCAACUUUACAUGAAAGGUUAGGGGAUGUGCAGGGAGCUCGUGCAUACAUGGAGCUCACAUUAAGACAGGAGGUGAUACUACUAGAGGAUGAUUCUGAUUACGAACCCGAGGAAAAAGAUGGUUGGGGAAGACAAAACUCCUCGGCAACUGAGCAAUACACCGAAAUAGGAGGCACAGGAGUGACAGCAACUACUUCGAAGGCUCGUUUAUGGCUUGCGAGAUACUUUUUUAAAGGAAAUAACUUUGCCAGGGCUGACGAAUUGGCCAACGAAUUACGUCACCAUGGUGUUGAGGUUGAGGAAGCGCAGGCACUGUUGAGGGAUAUCAAAUCGAGAAGGGCAUUCCUCGAUAACCAAUGA
This is a messenger RNA of Trichophyton benhamiae CBS 112371, 2052 nucleotides long. RefSeq lists its product as uncharacterized. Gene Ontology annotation, biological process: cell division. Bases 1 to 2052 code for a protein of 683 amino acids. NCBI's taxonomy places the organism in Eukaryota, Fungi, Ascomycota, Eurotiomycetes, Onygenales, Arthrodermataceae. Gene Ontology annotation, cellular component: anaphase-promoting complex. The record is from RefSeq and is a predicted model, not a curated record. Gene Ontology annotation, molecular function: protein binding. The transcript is spliced from 4 exons.